GUAAUGUCAACCAUUGCGGCUGGUCGUUUUGCAAAAGACGACGUCGAUCAGGACACCAAAUGGUGGAAGGAAUAUCCAUCAAAGCACUACAUUGAACGUGCUCGUCCACAGAACUACUAUGACGAGUUUGUUCAAAAUGCUUGGAGCAAGUCAAAGAGACUUGCUCGUGCCGCUUCAUUCACCAACUUGACCUAUAUCAAGGAUAAGGACAUGGAUUUUCCAAUUCGUAAAUCUGAUUCUGUGUCCACGUUGGCUCCAUCUCUAGCUUUGCCACAAUAUUGCAGAGAAGCCCAACGCAUUGUUCACACAGUUCCUGUAUACAAACCAACUGUUCAUGAUUGGUAUAACAAGAGUUAUAGUGAUGCCCGUUGGAGAGAUACUCAUCGUGAAAUCAAUAAACCAUAUAAACCAUUGGAUACUUACAUUUCUCCAGCUUCUUCUCAUGUUCCAUACUAUUCUUUCCAGACUAAACGAAUCUUCUUCGAUGAGAAAGCCCGUCAACUUGCUCCAUACUUGAAAGAAUCUCAACGUUAUAUGGAUAGAUAUGUUUCAUCUCGUCUCAAGGCUGAUGACUAUGCAAACCGUUUUGCUUACACUGCUUACGAAUGGAGAAAACCCCAAGAUCACUCGUUUAACCGUGAAUUCAUGACCACUCAAGGAGUAUUUGUUGCAACACCAACUGGAAUUCCUCACCAACACUACGACAAAUUCGGAAUGCGUCGUCUCUACAAGCGUACCGGCCGUUUCUUCUUCUAAAAAUAUCAUCCCUUCAUUUUUAUUUUACACUUUUUUGUUCAUAUUUUAAUUUUUCUAUACAAUAAUUUAGCCCUCGCUAUUGCCGAAUUAAAACUUAAAUUCAUUGAAUAAAAGUCUCAAAAUUC
Molecule: messenger RNA, 881 nt
Organism: Caenorhabditis elegans
Lineage: Eukaryota; Metazoa; Nematoda; Chromadorea; Rhabditida; Rhabditidae
Gene: C46G7.2
Exons: 6
Coding region: 4-756 (250 amino acids)
Cellular component (GO): membrane
Molecular function (GO): RNA endonuclease activity
Source: RefSeq, marked reviewed